GAAAUGUUCGCCCUUGUGCUGACCGCAGAGCUUACGGGCGUAACCAAUUUGCGCCCCGAUGAUACGCAAGACAACCCGUUCUGGUACAUGUUCAAGGUUCAGUGUACAUCUUGCAGAGAGACGCAUGAGAAUUAUGUUGGCGUAAACCGCUUCGAAACCAAUGAAAUGAGCGGCAGUCGGGGCGAGGCGAACUUUGUCUGGAGAUGCAAGAACUGCAAGCGAGAGUCAUCUGCGACAAUCAAGGCUGCCCCAUCGGCCUAUGAACAGGGAGAGCCCCCCAAGCCGCAAAAGGUGUUUGAGUUUGACUGCAGAGGUUUGGAGUUUACAGAGUUCAAGGCAGAGGGCGAGUGGUUGGCCGACGGAAUCGACUCCGGCACCAAGUUUACUGGAAUUGAGCUGAUAGAUGGGGAAUGGUUUGACUAUGAUGAGAAGGCGGGUGAGGAGGUCAGCAUCAAGGAGCUGGUGUGGGAAAUUAAGAGAGCGUAAUGUACAAUUUUUUGUCGUAACUCAGUGUAUAAAUGCAAAACUCAUCCAACUGCUUUCACACAGAAUUGCUGAAGGGUUCACAUACCAAAGAGCACAUACACUAUUAAAUUCACUCCCCACAAAAUCAUUCAGACACCCUGCCCCACUCACAUGUCCAUCACGGUGCUGAACUUGAAAGCUUCAAACCUGACCCAGCUUUUAUUUACUGAAGAGAGCAGCACAACUCCCCCAGCGUCACCACAUGGCAUCUGUCACCGCAAACUCACCGGCAAUCACCUUCCUCACGGACGCUGCUCACCUACUUCGAGAUGCAGCUCCAGAGACAUCGGCGCAUCUCCUAAGCCAGAGAGCAGGGCUUUUAUACUCUCACGACAUGGCGCCCUCAGACCUUGAGCGACAGCAUGUUUGCGCUGCCUGUGGACACAUCAUGAUCCCCGGACAAGGAACACAUCUGAAGUUGAAGACAUUGAGAGCGUCGAGGAGAAAGUCGCGUUCUUCCAAGACGGCGAAACCGGGCUCUGCGCGAGAGCGAUCCAAGGAGUGGACAUGCGGCUUCUGCGCCAGAGUCACCAGAAUCGCACUCGCGGCUCCCGAACCUGUGACACGCCACAGAGCUUCCAAGGCAAAGAUGCAAAAGCCCACAGGCAAUAUCGAGGCCCAAAAACCAGCCACUGCGAACGCGAGCAGCAAGAAGCGCGCCAAGAAUCGCAAGGCCGGAUUGCAGGCUCUACUCUCUGGCCAGCAGCGCCAAUCGAACCCGCUGUCGCUUGCAGACUUUAUGAUGAAAUAAGCCGACAGGUCAAUUGCCUGGUCAAUUGCCUUUAGCGGGCAGCCAAGACGGCGAAAUUCUCAU
This is a messenger RNA of Trichoderma virens Gv29-8, 1339 nucleotides long. RefSeq lists its product as uncharacterized. Gene Ontology annotation, biological process: RNA processing. The coding region runs from base 728 to 1276 and encodes 182 amino acids. The record is from RefSeq and is a predicted model, not a curated record. NCBI's taxonomy places the organism in Eukaryota, Fungi, Ascomycota, Sordariomycetes, Hypocreales, Hypocreaceae. The transcript has 5 exons.